Triticum urartu is the source of this 1309-nucleotide messenger RNA. Its product is annotated as hypersensitive-induced response protein-like protein 1. Lineage: Eukaryota; Viridiplantae; Streptophyta; Magnoliopsida; Poales; Poaceae. The record is from RefSeq and is a predicted model, not a curated record.
UGCAAGUGGGGCAUUAGUCAAUGCUUAGGCUCAUGUAGGAACUCCCUGAUUGGUUCUGGUUUACGUCUGUACAACGGGAUAAUUGAGGAUGAUGGCGGCUGUAGCACGCCCUUGCUUAUAUAUACCACCUCUUUCCUGCCUCAUUAAUCACCCCACCUUGUCAUUUGAACCUAUCCUGGUACUACCAGAAGUGAUCGGAAGCCUGCAGUAUGGGCAAUCUGUGCUGCUGUGUUCAAGUUGACCAGUCUACCGUGGCCAUCAGAGAGCAGUUUGGGAAGUUUGACAGUGUGCUUGAGCCAGGAUGCCACUGCCUGCCUUGGAUCUUUGGGAAACGUGUAGUUGGACAUCUCACACUCAGGUUGCAGCAGCUGGAUGUGCGCUGUGAAACCAAGACAAAGGACAAUGUGUUUGUCACUGUUGUUGCAUCGAUUCAGUACCGACCUCUGGCUGGCAAAGAAAGUGACGCAUACUACAAACUGACCAACACAAGAUCCCAGAUUCAAGCCUAUGUCUUUGAUGUGAUCAGGGCAAGUGUUCCAAAGCUCAACCUGGAUGAUGCUUUCGUGCAGAAGAACGAUAUAGCAAAGGCUGUGGAGGAUGAACUUGAGAAGGCUAUGUCCGCAUAUGGCUUUGAGAUCGUGCAGACCCUCAUUGUCGACAUCGAGCCGGAUGCGCAUGUCAAGCAGGCGAUGAAUGAGAUCAAUGCAGCUGCAAGGAUGAGGGUGGCUGCAAACGAGAAGGCGGAGGCUGAGAAGAUUGUCCAGAUCAAGCGUGCCGAGGGUGAAGCAGAGGCCAAGUACCUGUCUGGCCUCGGUAUCGCCCGCCAGCGCCAGGCCAUUGUGGAUGGCCUGAGGGACAGCGUCCUGGGCUUCUCAGUCAACGUGCCUGGCACCACUGCAAAGGAUGUGAUGGACAUGGUGCUGAUCACCCAGUACUUUGAUACUAUGAAAGAGAUCGGCGCAUCCUCCAAGUCCUCGGCGGUGUUCAUCCCCCAUGGCCCUGGUGCGGUGCGCGACAUCGCCACGCAGAUCCGCGAUGGUCUUCUUCAAGGCCAGUCUGCCUCUGACAACUAGCAGUUGGCUUUGCCGGCAUGAACUUUGAAGCUGGUGGUGGUUUGUGGUUUGCUAGCUAUUGCUUAGAGUACUGUCUAAUAUGAUGCAUGCCGUAUUAUUAUGAACUUAUAUGGAACCAUAUGUGGAUCGUGGCGUGCCAUGCCUUAGGUUGAUGUGCGGUAACAAAACCUUUAACCUUGUGGGAAUGCAGGAUGAUAUAAGUGUGUUAUGAAAUGUUGGUGAUGAAGUUGAUCUAA